AUGGACGUAAGCACGUUUUUAUAUAAUGGUUAGGAUUAUAGGGUUUGAAGGUGUUUUGUGGGUACAGCUGGGGGUACUGUAGUUUGUUUUUAUGUAGGUUAUGGUGAGGCUAGAACUUCCGCUAGCACUAAGUUUUAGAAUAAAUCAAAGGCUAAGGAGAAAGUAAAGCUGGAUCAGGAUCAAGAUCAAGUUCAGGCUCAGGCUCAAGCGCAGGCUGAGCCACAGGCUCAGGCGCAGCCUCAGGCUGAGUCUCAGGCUCCGGCUCAGACUCAGGCUCAGGCUAAGAAAGUCAGACUAAAAAAACUUGUAUAUGAACAUUUAUGUUUUAAUUGA
Molecule: messenger RNA, 333 nt
Organism: Bursaphelenchus okinawaensis
Lineage: Eukaryota; Metazoa; Nematoda; Chromadorea; Rhabditida; Aphelenchoididae
Source: the annotation of a GenBank genome assembly